Molecule: messenger RNA, 3414 nt
Organism: Cylindrotheca closterium
Lineage: Eukaryota; Bacillariophyta; Bacillariophyceae; Bacillariales; Bacillariaceae
Source: the annotation of a GenBank genome assembly
AUGAAACGACAGAUCUCAACGUUUGAGGAUAACUCCAAUGUACAACAUGACGACAAUGAAAGUCUUGCUGCAACUUCCUUUGUGACUGGAACUUCGGUUGUUGGUAGCGAUGAUUCCGACGAAGGAGUUCCCGCAAAACACAUAACCAUCCAAGGGCAAAACGCCGUCAGAUUUUCAAAGGUGCUCGUCUUCUUUGUCCUCUUCUUGGCGGCGGCAGCUGUCGCUACUGUCACAUACAUUCUCAUCAUCAAUGAAGAAAAGACGGAGUUCAAAAGUCAGUUUUCAGGUGCCGCAUCUGAGAUCGUCACUGUUGCACGAAAGAACGCAGACCAAAUAUUCGCCACAAUGAAUGCAUUGUCAGUCAGCAUUGCAUCUUCUGCAGCGGCCACAAACUCUUCCUGGCCAUUUGUUCGAGUUCCAAACUGGUCAUUGACAAUUGAAUCUCUUUCCACGCUGAUCGGCGGCGAGGCACCAAUCAUUGCCUUCUCGCCAAUCGUCGAAGAGUCCCAGCGAGGUAUGUGGUCUGCAUACUCGAUGAAGGAAGCAGGAAACUGGUAUGCCGAAUCAAUCAGUAAUCAGAAGAAAAACUAUUCAGUGGAAUUACUGAUGAAUGGAACUUUACCUUUCAUUCACUACUACGACGUUCAAAACAACUUCAUGCCCACACCGGUCAGGGGUCUUGCAACGACAUUACCAGCGUGGGAACAGUAUCCCCUUAUCACUGGGCAUCGCAACACGAUGUACACGAACUAUGAUAUGCUACAGUUCCCGCAGGUGGCAACGCUAUUCGACAUCACUAAUGCUACUCGAAGACCAUCCAUGGACUUCAAUACCGAUCUUCGGGAGGCCGCGAACUCGAUUAUGCAACCCAUUUUCGAAGGCGUCGACUCAAAGUCUAAGGACUCGAAGAUGGUGGGAGUGGUUUGGCUGACCAUGAAGUGGCUCGACUACUUCCAGAACCUUCUCGUCGAAGGUGUCGAUGGAAUAAUAGUUGUCCUCCGAAGCAGCUGCUCGAGGGUCAGAUACGAAUCUGUGAAUGCGUCGACUCAGGAACCAUCUGAAACUGUCGUUUCCUAUCUGAUCAAUGGCCCCAACGCUGAGUAUCUUGGCGAGUUUGAUGCUCAUGACUCUCAGUACGAUGCUCUGGAAGUCACCAAAGUAUUAGUGGACCUAGACGUGGACGAAUCCAAGAUCCCAGAUGGCAACUGUAUCCCCAAGUUGACACUGCAUCUUUACCCUACAGAAGAAUUUGAAUCGAGAUACCUAUCCGAUAAGUCUCUCUACUACACCAUCGCUGUGGUCUCGAUAUUUGCCUUUACCAGUAUGGUGUUCAUUCUCUAUGACUUCUUUGUUGGACGGCGACAAAGAACUGUCAUGGAUCGCAUCAUCAAGCAAGACAAGAUUGUUUCGGACGUCUUUCCGACAGCCAUUCGAGAGCGACUCUACGAUGCACAAAAGCAAAGGCCUGCUCAAGACGAUCUAAUGGAUCCCCUGGACUUUGAAGGACAAACGAACGACAUGACUGAAGCGCCUCUCGCUGACUUGUUCCCAAACACUACUGUAAUGUUCGCGGACAUUGCUGGCUUCACCGCAUGGUCUUCCGCCAGGGAGCCUUCGCAGGUCUUCAUCCUACUAGAGACCAUAUACGGAGCCUUCGACAAGCUGGCAUAUCGAUAUGGCGUGUUCAAGGUAGAGACGGUGGGCGAUUGCUACGUUGCGGUAGGGGGUCUGCCGGAACCCGACAAAGAUCACAUGGUUGCUGUCGCCCGUUUUGCUAGAGGAUGUAUGAAGAAGAUGAAAGAAGUGACAGCCAAAUUGGAGAUGAGGCUGGGUCCAGACACAUCCGACUUGAACCUGAGAAUCGGUAUGCACAGUGGGCAGGUGACUGCUGGCGUCUUGAGAGGUGAACGAAGUCGAUUCCAGCUUUUUGGUGACACAAUGAACACGGCCUCUCGAAUGGAGAGCAGUGGGAGUCCAAAGCAAAUUCAAAUGUCGCAAACAACCGCAAAUCUGUUGAUUGAGGCUGGUUGGUCUCGAUUAAUCCGCCCAAGAAACCACAAGAUCCAUGUCAAGGGAAAAGGAGAGAUGCAAACGUAUUGGUUGCUUAACAGCAACGACGAUUCCAGCGAAAAGAACAUCUCUUCUGAAGCUUCGGACACUGUAGAUACAGAGCACUCUGCCAACCUAGACGAAGAUGUUGACAUAGGCAUUGCGGAAACUACAAAGCAAGAACGCCUUGUCGAGUGGACUGUUGAAAUUAUGGGUUCUCUUUUGCAACAGGUGAUGUCUUCCAGAAGCAAUGGAUACAAAGACCCCGGAUCUGUUGCACUGAAGGAACAAACGAUUGGAAGUGAUAAGACUGUACUCGACGAAUUCGUCCCAAUCAUCACAUUGAAGAGAUUCGGUUCCGAAGAGCUGCAGGAAAGGAAACAAGGCAGCCCGCAAUCUAGUAUUGGAGAGAAUGCAACGUCGCAACUUAGAGACUACAUCUCGAACGUGGCUUCCAUGUAUCGCGAAAAUCCAUUUCACAACUUUGAACAUGCAACACAUGUGACCGCUAGUGUCAAGAAACUACUCAUGCGCAUUGUCGAUACAGACAAAAGGAAUGCUCUGCUGCGACCGAAAGAAGAACAAAGCAGCAUGGAGCUCAUGGAUCUAGCAGGUCACUCGUAUGGUAUCACGUCGGAUCCCUUGACGCAGUUUGCGGUUGUUUUCUCUGCCAUUAUCCAUGACCUCGACCAUCCAGGCGUCCCCAAUACUCAGCUUCUCAAGGAGGAUACAAGAACCGCAAAGCUCUAUCAAAAGUCCAUCGCAGAACAGAACAGUGUUGAUCUCGCUUGGGAGAUACUCAUGGGACCCGAAUACGAGGAUCUACGAGCAUGCAUCUAUGAAAGCGAAGAAGAGCUCUGUCGAUUCCGACAGCUGGUCGUCAACACUGUCUUAGCGACUGAUAUUGUUGAUAAAGGGUUGCAAGCACUACGAAAGGCCCGAUGGGAGACGGCCUUUGCUGAGACAGAUCUUGCUGCAGCUGGCGAGGACGGUAUCGAGAGCGAAGAUCGCAAGGCAACCAUUGUAAUCGAGCACUUGAUUCAGGCUUCAGAUGUAUCCCAUACGAUGCAGCAUUGGCAUAUCUACAAGCAAUGGAACGAGAAGUUCUUCAUGGAAUGCUAUGGAGCCUUCAGGUCGGGUCGAGCUGAUGUGGAUCCAAGUACGAAUUGGUACAAGGGGGAGAUUGGUUUUUUCGACUUUUACGUGAUUCCUUUGGCGAAGAAGCUACAUAGCUGUGGUGUGUUUGGGGUAUCUUCUCAGGAAUAUUUGAACUAUGCACUGGCCAAUCGCGAUGAAUGGGUUCGCGAGGGCGAGAAGCUCGUUGACGACUAUCUGGAAAAGUAUGAAAGUAUAGCAAAACGAUGA